Linderina pennispora is the source of this 800-nucleotide messenger RNA. RefSeq names its product ubiquinone biosynthesis protein COQ9. Gene Ontology annotation, biological process: ubiquinone biosynthetic process. The record is from RefSeq and is a predicted model, not a curated record. Gene Ontology annotation, molecular function: lipid binding. Lineage: Eukaryota; Fungi; Kickxellomycota; Kickxellomycetes; Kickxellales; Kickxellaceae. The coding region runs from base 41 to 742 and encodes 233 amino acids. Gene Ontology annotation, cellular component: mitochondrial inner membrane. The transcript has a single exon.
CUUUCCUGGAUAUUGUCCCCUACCCUUCCCCUUGCCAGCAAUGAACAGCACUCUCCUGCGCCGGGUCGCUGCACGCGCACCCCUGCGCCGGCUCUACACUACGCCCUCCAACCACAACCUCGAGAUCCUUGACCACGCGCUGACCAAGGUCAACGAGCUCGGGUGGACCCGCGCCUCCGUCAUCGCCGCCUGCCAGGACCUGGGCUACUCGUCCAUGGCCCACGGUGUCUCCGAGUCAGGCGGGCUCGGCCUGGUCCGCCACUUCAUGGACCGUGCGCUGGACGAAACCACCAUUGAGGUCGACGACCAGCUGCACGAGUUCGAUAGCACCAACGACAAGCUGCGGUUUAUCUGCAUUACGCGUCUGCGCCAGACCCUGCCGUACGCAAACCGCUGGCAUGAGGCUGCGGCGCUGCUGGCGCAGCCGCAGAACGUGCCCACCGCGAUUGACCAGAUGGGCAAGCUGGCGAGUCGCAUCUGGUAUUUGGCUGGCGACCAGAGCGUCAGGCUAGACUGGUAUGCGAAGCGGUCUGCCUUGGCUGCCGCCUAUGUGGCCACGGAGAUGUACAUGUGCGAGGAUAAGUCUCCCGACCACGCCCACACAUGGCGCUUCCUGAACAGGCGCAUUGAGGAGAUGGGCAAGGCCGACAAGCUCUCCCAGGGUGUGGCCGCCUACGGCACGCAGUUUGGCCGCAACCUCUACAACAUCCUGGCAUCGCGUGGCUUCGUCCCGCACCAGUAGACUUGAAGAACCGUGAAUACAUUGGGGAUUUUUUUCAACAUGAAAAGUACAUGCAAGA